This is a messenger RNA of Anopheles marshallii, 423 nucleotides long. It is a transcript of the gene Blos2, whose product is annotated as biogenesis of lysosome-related organelles complex 1 subunit 2. Gene Ontology annotation, biological process: endosomal transport; lysosome localization. The transcript has 2 exons. Gene Ontology annotation, cellular component: gamma-tubulin complex; BLOC-1 complex; BORC complex. The record is from RefSeq and is a predicted model, not a curated record. Gene Ontology annotation, molecular function: gamma-tubulin binding. Lineage: Eukaryota; Metazoa; Arthropoda; Insecta; Diptera; Culicidae. Bases 1 to 423 code for a protein of 140 amino acids.
AUGGAGGAAGAGUACGGUGUAACCGAUUCACCCCGGAAAGGACCCACCCUUUCAACGUCAACCUCCAGCUUCGAGCCGUUCGACGCCCACGAUCCGAAUCUUUCGCGAUUGGCCACGAAAAUGUUCCAAAAAACUGGCGAAUACAUCACGCACGAGUUGGCUUCCACGGUGGAUGAUUACAAACUCGUCGAAAACAUGAAUCGCGCAAUGAUGAGUAAGGUUGCGGACAUGCGACAAAUGUCGCAAUCGAUUGCAGCAAAAAACACAGAAUUGAAUCAAAAGUAUGAGGAAUUGAAACCCCUGCUGCAAAGGAUUGACGACAUCGAAUCAACGGUGGACAAGCUUGAAGCAGCCGCCUAUCAGCUGGAUUCGUACUCUAUUCGUCUAGAAAACAAGUUCAAAUCACUUAAAACCAAACAGUAA